Messenger RNA from Cucurbitaria berberidis CBS 394.84, 862 nucleotides. RefSeq names its product iron reductase domain protein. The transcript is spliced from 3 exons. Bases 164 to 862 code for a protein of 232 amino acids. NCBI's taxonomy places the organism in Eukaryota, Fungi, Ascomycota, Dothideomycetes, Pleosporales, Cucurbitariaceae. The record is from RefSeq and is a predicted model, not a curated record.
UAGGAGCUUGGCGAGCCUCAGCGGUACUAAUAAGGAAUCUUGUCGCUCCAGAAGCUGCCUGUGACACGAUCUUUCCUUCUACCAGACUUGCCAGGUCCCGAUAUUUGGUGGAUUGAUUGCCCUACCAAGCUCAUAUUUCUUGAUUGAGGGGUAUCCUAUCAAAAUGCGUGUCACAUACGGUCUAGCAGCCUUGACUGGUCUGGCGCUGGGAAGACCAUCAACAGAGCCUCGUAACUUGGCACCUCGUGCCGUUGCCUACGUCGACCAAGAGACUGGCUUCACAUUUUCAGAGACAAAGGCAGCAGCCACUCUACAAGUCAACAUCGUCUACCGGAUAGCUACGCCAGCAAAUGUCCCCGCCAAUCAGCCCUAUGAUGUGGUCAUCCAAGUUGUUGCUCCCGCUUCACUUGGUUGGGUUGGCCUGGCCUGGGGAGGCAGCAUGAUAAAAAAUCCGCUCACGGUCGCGUACCCCAAUGGCCAAAAACCCACUGUAUCUUCCCGCUGGGCGACUUCACACUCGACACCAGCGCAGUACACCGGCGCGACAUACACACCACUGAGUAACGGUAACAAGUCCAACGGAACCCACUGGCAGUACACCGUCAAAUGCACCGGAUGCACUACCUACGCUGGCGCCUCAGGCCAAGUGCGCAUCGACCCCACGUCCUCCAAGCGUCUCGGGUAUGCUUGCUCUGCGGGCAAAGUCUCGAAUCCCUCCUCGAAUACAGCUAGUAUUCCAGUACACGAUGUAUACAACUAUAUUACGCACGACUUCUCAGCGGGGGCGAACUCGAACUUCGCCGCGCUGCUGACUCGAAAUGGAGUUUCAAGUGAACCUGCGAAUGUAACACAGCUACUCUAA